Falco peregrinus (peregrine falcon) is the source of this 4997-nucleotide messenger RNA. It is a transcript of the gene TEDC2, whose product is annotated as tubulin epsilon and delta complex 2. The record is from RefSeq and is a predicted model, not a curated record. Lineage: Eukaryota; Metazoa; Chordata; Aves; Falconiformes; Falconidae. The coding region runs from base 133 to 1812 and encodes 559 amino acids. The transcript has 11 exons.
UCCCGGCCGAGCGCAGAGCCGCGCGCCGCCCCGCAGGUCCUGGCAGGGCGAUAAGGAGCCGGCGCGGGCGGCGGCGCGCAGAGCGGCCCGCUGCAACGGGCAGGACCCGGCCAGGCCGGGCGGCGGCGGCCCAUGCUGCCUGCGGGCCGCGGCCGGCGGUUGGCGGCGGCGCUGGUGGCGGCGCUGGGCGAAGGCGCGGAGCGGCGGCGGGAGCUGGAGCGGCGGGCGGCGCGGAGCCGGGACCUCCUGCGGCACUGGGGCAGCGAGGAAGAGGAGCGGUCGCAGCCAGGUACCGGCUCCAGCGGCGGACACGAGAACAGGCCUUCACCCAAGGAGCUGGAGGAGCUGGAACUGCUAAACAAGGCCUUAGAGAAGGCACUGAAAGUCAGGAAAAGCAUCUUGAAAACUCCAUUAGAGGUCCAGGGAGCUACAGGAGAGAAAUCUGUAGGUGAGGGACCUGCUUCCAAAAAUGAUGAAAAGCAGCAAGUGCCUGUACCUGUUGAGGAUGUUUCUGAGAGCACAAAGGUGAGAGCUGUAAGCAAAAAGCCUGCCUCUUUGAAGAAACCCUCUCUAUACCAGCUAAGAGCUCCUUAUAGGACUGACCUAGAUGUGAAAAAACUGCAAAGGAAGGCCCCAGCCAAAUGUGUUUCUCAAGGUCCCAGGACAACUGGGAGCAGCUCCUCAAAAAGGGUGCAUUGCAAACAAGGAAGGAGUCAUAGGACAGUAGUCAGUGCCGGUGACAGAGAGGUCUGUGCUCCAGCUGAACACCAAAAGACACCUGGCUUGUCCAGAUCUGUCCAGAAUGAGCAGCAAAGCUUUGCUGUAGGGGAUUCAGCUGGGGGAAAGAACUCUGUAGCUGUUGGCCAGUGGUUAUUUGAUGCAGGGAAGAAAAGUUGUGGUUUCCUGCAAAAGCCCAGCAAAAAGGAGGACCCUACAGCUGAAAGUGCGUUGGGAAGGAGCACCUCACCUCGGACAGUCACCCUGCAAGAAAAAGGAUGCCAGCUGAAGCUACCUCUUCCCUACAGGAAAGCCUAUUCCAGGAAUUCCAGGGCAUGGAAGAGAUGUCAUCUCUGCCAAACAAGUGUAGAAGCAGCAGCUGCAAGGAACCGUUUUAUAGAGGGGAUCCAGACAACUUUUUGUUCCCCGAUGCCUGCCUUCAGUCCUGCAGAAAUAGAGGAGGAGUUAAAGGUCCUCCAGGACAUCCCCGCCCUUCUGAGUCAGCAUGUGGAAGCUGAGUCUGCAGACCAUCCCACUCUGCAAAGAGAGUAUGAAAGCCUUCUAACCUUGGAGAGUUUGCAAACCACAGUUUCCCAGUGUCUGCAUAAGCUGCAGUUUCUGCGAACAGCUGUGGAGUCCCAGAUGAGCCUGUGCCCAGACUGCACUGGGGAUGCUGGAAGCUGCUCCCCAGCCUGUAUUCCUCCCAGGGGGCAGAUGUGUGACAGUGCAGGCAUGCUGGCUGUGCCUCUCCUUUGCUACUCCAGUUUCCAGGAGCUGAGGGACCUGUUUGCCUUGAAGCUAAAAGUCUCAAUGCUGCACCAAGAAAUUGCCUUACAAAAGGAAAACCAAUUAAAAAACCCAAAACAACCAGCACGGGAGAAGCGAGUGGAGAUGGGAACUGUUUGUGUCAGCUCCGGUCUCCCUGUCUGCCUGAUCCGCUCAUGGGAAAGGGAGGGAAGCCCGGGCUGCCGCUGGCCGCGGCCACCGACUCCACCGCCACGCUCAACAAGCUGGCCCUGGCCACGGGCGGGACCGAGAAGUCCUGGUACCGCUGCAUCUUCCCCUUCGGCAUCGUCUCCGUGGUCAUCGGCGUAGCAGCGACGUGCAUCACCUUCACCAUCAAUGGCCCGCAGAUGGACAUCGCUAAGGUGGUCUCGGUGGCCACCUUGAUUUUCGGGGUGGGCCUGCUGGUGGCCGCCUACGUGUGCUGGCGGGCCAAGUGGGAGAGGCAGCGGAGGCGGCAGCGCCAGGAGCCGGUCUCCGUGGAGCAGGGAGCCCUAUGACCCGGGCUGGGGGCAGACUCUGCUCCGCCCGGAGCCCCCUGCUUCCCCCCGCACCCGGCGCACCGCGGCGCAGCGGUGACAGCACCGGCUUCGUCGCACUCCAGGACGCCCGGCCCCGCCGCACCGAGCCCCGCCGGCGCCCCGGCCCCCCCCCGCCUGCCCGGGCCCGGCACGGAACCAGCGCGGAGCCCACGGAGCGUGUCACCCUGCGGGGACCCGGGUCCGCCCCCGCCCCGCAGCCAGCCCGGUGCCGGGACCCCCCCGCGCGGCGUCGGAAGGAACCGGGACCACUGUCCCUUCCCCGGCCGCGAGGACCCCUGUGGGUCUGGGCAAAGGGACUUUCAGAAGGACAACUGGGGAGAUGCGGGGGGCUGGGCGCGGGGGGGCUGUCCGUAGGCAGCGGGAGGUGCUGGAGCCCCGGGGACAGCACGGGGGGCAAGGGGGGGGUCGGGAGCCGAACAUAGCCCGGGGGGCGCGGGGAGCGCAGGGGCUGUUGGGGUGCGGUGCGGGGUGCUGAACGGCGAGGGGGGCGCACCGGGCUUGUUCCGUCACCGUGCGGGAGAGCCAGCCCGAUGGCAUCCCGGGGGACAGGUCCCCUCCGUGAGGGGGUCCCUCUGCCUGGGACGCCCAGGGAGAUCCCCCGGCUAGGGGCGUCCCACAGCAAUUCUGUCACCGGAGAAGGAGCUGGAGUUGCGUUAAGAAGGAGCAAAUACAUUUUUACCACUUUUUUGGAAACAAAGUGCCUGCUCCCAUUCUUUGAGUUUAGCUUCUGAGCUCUUUCUUUACCCGAAAAAAUAAGCACGAGGCGUGGGCACCGGGGUCCCUCUCCGGCAGCUCCCAGAGCAGCACGGCCGCUCCGUGGCCACGCUGCUCCCUGCCCCGGCGGCCCCGCACCCAGAGGGGCCCCCCAAAACCAGCCCCCCCGGCUCCUGUGCGAUGGGCACCCGUGCCAAGAGCUACAGAGAGAGCAGCCGCGCUCCCGGCCGCUCGGCAGCUGGAGGCCUUCCAUGCGUGGCAGAAGGGAGUGAGUAAGACCAAAAGCCACAAGCGGGGGGGCAUGCAGGAGCAAAGUGUGGGGGCUCGGGACCCCCACGAGCAUGCCAUGCCACAUGCCACCCGCCCUCCCAGCAGCUCUGUCCCCACUGGUUCUGCCUCCAUAAUUAAAUCACACUCCGCUGCCGGGAGGAAGCCCUGGGAGCUGCUGCUUGCUGCAGCACGCAUGGCCAGGAGCCAUCGUGCCUGGGAUACUGGGAUACUGGGACUUAGAGUCCCAGUCCUGCAAAGUGAGGUUCAAACACCCACAGAGUCUGGGAGGUUUAGAGACGCUUCCAGCCCCAGCUCUGACCGAAGCUUUCCUUCCACGAGCAAUCAGGAGGUGGGGCGGCGUUACAGAGACCAGCUGGGCUCUGCAGCGGGUGAUGAGUUUAGCAGGCGUCAAGCCCGGGCUGUUCUUUGGAAGCUUGAUCGUCGCUUCGGGGUGUUUGUGUAGCUGAAGUUUGCAGUUUCAGCCUAUCUCGGGACAAGCAAAGUGGUGGUUUCCAGCCAUGGGGUGCUCAGUGAUGUGUGUCGUCAGGGAUGCUCAGCAAAGCACUCCUGUAUUGACAGUUUGAGGUGCCAGCUCAUUAUUAUUAUUAUUAUUAUUAUUAUUAUUAUUAUUACAUUUUUUAUUUCCUUCUUCUUGCUAUAAUAUUUCAGCAAACAGGCUUGUGGCUGCCUGCAAAUUCCUCUGCUCUCACUUUGCUCCUCACCACUGCCUGAAGCCACCAGUCUGGCUAUAAAUUUAUCUCCCUUUUCAAGUGCUCAGCCCUUCUCCCCGAGCACUGCAAAGUAAAUCCCAUCUGAACAGGAUGCAGGGAUGGGUUGUCUGGCUGUACCUGAGGAAAGCCUUGCGAGCCAGCCCAAAAUUUCUGGCAUCAGGCCCAUUACAUCUCACACUUCUUUGAUCCUGAAAUCCGGUUCCCUGGAGCUGGAUUGCCUUGCUCCCUGCACCCAGAGAGCUUGCUGAGCCCAUCCCAGAGAGAGCCUGGAUGAGCUGGAGUGCCAUCCCUGGCCAGUCCUGAGCUAAAAAGUCUGAUGCAGGCUGAUCUUUUCUUCUGUUUCUGUUAAAAGCUUUAUAGAAUUUGAUUUCUGGUGUAAGAUCUACACAUGCAAAAUCCCUCCUGCUGUCUGCAAUGGUUUUAUAUCUGUGAACGGACCCUGGUAAGCUCCCCCGCAGGACUGUGACCAUGCAAGUACUGGCUGAAGGGCAAGUCCUAGAGAAAUUCAUCUCCUUAAAGAGCACUGAGUGAUUUUUUGGGGCUGCAGGAAUAGAUGGCCGGGACAGUUACACCCUGUUCAGCAAAGAAGCCAGAAGGAGGAAGAGAAAAGGACCUGCAUGGUCAGUCACUCACAGAGCACCGCACCCAGGGAUCCGAAACUUGCCACCCUGCUGACAGCACCCCGUGUUGCUCUUCCUUGGGCAGCGUGCAGGAGGGAGCUGAUGGCUCUCUGUUUGCUGGCAGACAACACCGCCAUCUCACCCUUGUCCUCAAGUCCCCACUGGUGGCAUUGCAGAUGUGUGGGAGCUUCCUGGCUGUUCCCUUCCCUGUGCAAGCUGGAGAGGCUCCAGAAAGCAUCCCACCCAGGCACCCCACUGCGCACCAAGACGCUGUUCCGUGGGGUGCAGCAACUGACAGUCACCCUCCACUCUGGGUGCCUGGGCCCUGGGUGCCCGUGGCAGGGCGAAAGGCUGGGUCUCCCACCCGCACACCGUGGUGGGGAAAGGUGGCUCACUCGCGGGCCUUGUUGCCCAGACCCCGUGGCUGAGGUGUCGGAGCAGAAGCUCUCGGUGCGCAGCUGCAGCACAGCCAGCCAGAGCCGUCUGUCUCCAGGAGCGGGGAAGCGCCCUGGGAAGGCAGUGCCGCAGCUGUCUUGUUGCAAUCUGGAGCUAAGAGACGGCUUUUAUCUUUUGUAGGUGAUCAGAACCAAAAAUUAAUAAACCUGUAAAGCUCACUUGAA